Molecule: messenger RNA, 1592 nt
Organism: Coffea eugenioides
Lineage: Eukaryota; Viridiplantae; Streptophyta; Magnoliopsida; Gentianales; Rubiaceae
Product: U-box domain-containing protein 28-like
Exons: 1
Coding region: 29-1339 (436 amino acids)
Biological process (GO): protein ubiquitination
Molecular function (GO): ubiquitin protein ligase activity
Source: RefSeq, a predicted model, not a curated record
UUUCAGCUGAAGAAACAAGAGAAAAAAAAUGGUGGGCGACAAGAGUACAACAACUACUGCUAUAGGUAGAACUACUAAUGCUGCUUUUAAAAGAGAUGAGUUGUACCUUAAUCUUACGGUACCGAACUUAUUCCGGUGCCCGAUUUCAAUGGACGUGAUGAAGUCUCCGGUGAGUCUCUGUACCGGCGUCACAUACGACCGGACAUCCAUUCAGGCCUGGCUUUCUCAAGGCCACAAUACUUGUCCGGCGACCAUGCAGGUUCUUCCGUCCACCGACUUCACUCCAAACCUCACUCUCCGCCGCCUCAUUCAUCUCUACGUCCACCACACCACCUCCUCGCCACCGGAGCUCAGUCCGAACUCUUCACUGUCGUCGUCUUUGCGAAACUCUCUCAUCUCUCAACCGGAAGCGCUCGAGCUCAUCAAAAACCUCUCCUCCAGAGACACAGCCUCGUCGGCGACAAAGCUCGUCGAAUUUGUUAGGUUCUCUGAGGAAAACCGGAGGUUUGUUGCGAAUUCAGCCGUCGGAGUGUCCAAUUUGGUUGAAAUUCUGAGAACUUCCCAAGAAACUCAGGUUUCCGACCAGAUUCUUUUGGUGUUGGAGAUUAUUUCACCGGAAAAUGGAGUGAAAGAAUUACUGAACGAAAAGAUUUUGAAAAGCGAUUUCGAUUACUUGUCCAAAUUCUUCUGGUUUUUUCGGAAAGGUAGCUUGAGCUCGAGGAUUGCAUCCGCGAAGAUUCUCGAAUCAAUCGCUUCUGACGCCGAUUCUCAAAGGAAAAUCGCCGAAAAACAAGGAUUAUUAUUCGAAUUAUACAAAUUAAGCAACGAAGAAACCGAUAGCAACGCCGUCGAAGCAAGUUUAUCAGCUCUGAUCGCAGUAUCAACCUCGAAAACGGCGAAAAAGGAGCUGGUCCGGUUCGGAAUCGUUAAAACCGUAGGGGAGAUUCUAUCCGGUUCAGAAGCGGUUCGACCGGUUAUAGAAAAGGCCGUGGAGGUAUUGGCAUCAGUUGCCACGCGUACGGACGGGAGAGCUGCGAUUAGUGAAGACGAGGGGUGUAUUAUGGGAGUGGUUAAGAGAUUAAUGAAGUGUUCGGGUGUGGCGACGGAGCAUGGGAUUGUGGUGCUCUGGAGCUUGUGCUGCUUGGCUCGAGAUCGGACGGCUCAGGAGGCUGUGUUGAAAGUCAACGGCGUGACCAAAGUGUUGUUGGUGAUGCAGAGUGAUUGUAGCGCCGGCGUGAGGGAAAUGUGUGGUGACUUGGUCAAGGUUUUGAGGGUGAAGAAUUCCAAGUCGUGUUUGGCUAGUUAUGAAACUAGGACCACACAUAUCAUGCCUUAUUGAUUGAAAUUGAAUGUUGUUGAAUAGCGACUAGUAGUGUUAGUACGUAUUUGAUUGACUAAAAUGGUUAACCAUGACAAAAACCAACUUGUUUACUCAUUUGUUUCUCUUAGUGGAGAAUUGGCAUACUUGUAGUUGAAAAGGUGGACUACCAUACCAUCUCAACUUGUAAUUUGUAAAUGGGAAGUUUUUGCUUUGACUUGGAAAUUUACAGUGCAAGAAGAAUCAUCAAUACACAAAAUCUCUUCGAUUGAUA